GACUAAAUAAUAACAGUCACAAUAAAACAACAGAAAGAGAAACGACCACGGAAGACGUAAAAGACGGAAAUAAGAAGAGUGUGCUAGCAUUUUCUACAAUUGUUUAGAUUGUCAUUAAACGAAAGCGAGAAAGAAAAAAGAAAAGACUGCAUAACCACUGAAGAGUUUCGUUUGUUAACUAAAAAUUUCCAAAAAACUUAUCUAAAAAGCAAAAAAAGAUACGUCAGAUAUCCACAGCUAAAAACAUACGGUGACAUUCAAAACGCAAUAGAAAAUCAAAAAAAAAAUAUUUAUAUGCUAAAGCGAAAUCGAAAUCGAAAUCAUAAAAAUACUUUGUCAAACUAGAAGAAAAACACAAACCAAACCAAAUACAAACAAAAUCUUAAAACACAAAAAAAUACAAAACAACGCAGAGAACCUUGAAAAGCAAGCAAUUUCAACCAAACAAUGUUUUAAACCAUAACAAUUAUUCACUUCCCUAAAAAACAAAUUUCAAGUAAAUUAACUUUUGCUGUGAAAAUGCAGAUAAGAUUUUGCGAAAUAUCCACAAUUUUAUGGGUGAUUUCACCGAUUGCCACGGUGUUGAGCCUAUCUCUCACCAGCGAUGAAAUAUCAUCGGAGCUGAUACGCAAUGAGGACAAUCUAAAACGCAUUGAAGAUAUCAAACACAACAUCUUCUUUUCGGAUGAAUUGAGCUCUUCGGAAUAUCACGAUGAUCUCGAUAUGGAAAUGGGCAUAGAUGGCAAUUACGAGUGGGAUCUAUUGAUAUUCACCCAACAAUGGCCCGUCACCACCUGCUACCACUGGCGGGAGGAAGAUAAGAACCAUGCGUGUAAGCUACCCGCGGAUAAGGAGUUCUGGACUGUCCAUGGUUUGUGGCCUACUAAGAAGGGACAUUUUGGCCCUUCGUUCUGUAAUAAAACAGCAAAAUUUGAUAUCCAUCUCUUAGACGAGAUCAAGGAUCGUUUGAAUCAUUUUUGGCCCGACAUUGAUGGUGAAUCGAAGGGAGAUUGGCUGUGGAAACAUGAAUGGCUGAAACAUGGCACUUGUGCAGCCGAGCUGGAGGAGUUGGACAACGAAUUGAAAUAUUUCUCACAGGGCAUUACAUGGCGCGAAGGCUUUGAACUUUCUAAAAUGUUAGACAGUGCUGGCAUACAUCCAGACUCCAAUAAUACAGUGGUGGCCAUUCACACCGCCCUGCUAAAUGGUUUGGGCAAAAAUCCCUCCAUACAUUGCCUGUACGAUAGUAAGACGGAUAUCAGCUAUUUGGAGGAGAUACGCAUAUGCUUCGAUAAGGAACUCAAUGCCACCGACUGUGACGGUGUCAAGCAUGGUGAUGCUGUAUCCAUUGAUUACCCGGGCGGCACAGUCAUAACCAAUUGCCACAUAUCAAAGCCUGUACACUACCCCAGCCUGGUGCCGAAUAAACGCCGGCAGGCAGAGAAGAAAUGGAAAUUCCCCAUUGUGAAUUUGUACAAACUUUUGCAAUUCAUUAUGUGGUUCACCCUAUGAGGCACAGGGCAAAGAGUUGACAAGGCAACCCAUUCAGAGGCAUUAUUAACUAAUUUGGCUAUAUCUAUAAAGGCGUCUGUAUGCAUUACCCAAUAGCAAAUCCACAUUGGCUCAAACCGCAAAAACUAAUGAAUGAACAAACAGCUAAAGAAAUUUUAUUUUUAUAUUUGAAAAAUACAGAAAAACGAAGAAACUCAUGGUGAUGAUGAUGACGGCGUGUUACAAAGUGAUUAAAGGGUGGGCUGAAGCUAUACUCGUAUUUAUAUACAUAUAUUUUUUUCAAUCAUUUAAAAAUUCUUCUAUUUUAAUCAUUGAUUCUACACAAUUUAUAUUUACAACUGCAUAUAUGGAUAUUGAAACAAUUAUGGGCAAUAAUUUUUUUUUUUUUGUAAUUUUAACGAUCGCUAGUAUAACUUAUUAUGAUGACUACAAGAUCAAAAAUAUUUUAUAAGUUGAAAAUUUUUGAAAAAAUUAAAGAAUCGCAAUUAUCGCAUAAAAGAGAAAUUGAAAUUGUUGUAUUGUUUAAAUUAUUUUUAAUAAUCGAAAUAGCAAACUUUCAAUCAAUAAAAAAUUGACUUAAAAAAAAAACAAAUCAAAACAACCACAUA
This is a messenger RNA of Stomoxys calcitrans (stable fly), 2120 nucleotides long. RefSeq names its product ribonuclease Oy (gene RNaseX25). The transcript is spliced from 2 exons. NCBI's taxonomy places the organism in Eukaryota, Metazoa, Arthropoda, Insecta, Diptera, Muscidae. Bases 520 to 1512 code for a protein of 330 amino acids. The record is from RefSeq and is a predicted model, not a curated record. Gene Ontology annotation, biological process: RNA catabolic process. Gene Ontology annotation, cellular component: extracellular region. Gene Ontology annotation, molecular function: ribonuclease T2 activity; RNA binding.